Molecule: messenger RNA, 615 nt
Organism: Procambarus clarkii (red swamp crayfish)
Lineage: Eukaryota; Metazoa; Arthropoda; Malacostraca; Decapoda; Cambaridae
Source: RefSeq, a predicted model, not a curated record
AUGAUUCGAGCACCAUCUCCCAGACGCCAGCACCAUCUCCAAGACACCAGCAUCCUCUCCAAGACACCAGCAUCCUCUCCAAGACACCAGCAUCCUCUCCAAGACACCAGCAUCAUCUCCAAAACACCAGCAUCAUCUGCCAGACACCAGCACCAUCUCCAAGACACCAGCACCAUCUCCAAGACACCAGCAUCAUCUCCAAGACACCAGCACCAUCUCCAAGACACCAGCAUCAUCUCCAAGACACCAGCAUCAUCUCCAAGACACCAGCAUCAUCUCCAAGACACCAGCAUCAUCUCCAAGACACCAGCACCAUCUCCCAGACACCAGCAUCAUCUCCAAGACACCAGCAUCAUCUCUAAGACACCAGCAUCAUCUCCAAGACACCAGCAUCAUCUCCAAGACGCCAGCAUCAUCUCCAAGACACUAGCAUCAUCUCCAAGACACCAGCAUCAUCUCCAAGACACCAGCAUCAUCUCCAAGACACCAGCAUCAUCUCCCAGACACCAGAUAAUAGUAAAUAUUCCUGGGAAGCAAGGAACCGUUUCCAUCGACAGAUACAGUAAACCUGGCAAGACAGCCAACAGGCGGCCACAUACAGGGGCCCACGACUAA